Capsicum annuum is the source of this 711-nucleotide messenger RNA. RefSeq lists its product as uncharacterized. NCBI's taxonomy places the organism in Eukaryota, Viridiplantae, Streptophyta, Magnoliopsida, Solanales, Solanaceae. The record is from RefSeq and is a predicted model, not a curated record. The transcript is spliced from 2 exons. Gene Ontology annotation, biological process: chromatin remodeling. The coding region runs from base 1 to 711 and encodes 236 amino acids. Gene Ontology annotation, cellular component: nucleus.
AUGAAUGCUUACGCGCCACAGGUGGGCCUAGACGAGGAGGAGAGGAGAUUUUGGGAGGUUUUGGAAGAGGUGAUUCGAGGCGUGCCUGGCUCGGAGAAGAUUUUCAUAGGAGGGGACUUUAAUGGGCACAUCGGGUCAGUGUCGUUAGGGUAUGAGGAAGUGCAUGGAGGCUUUGGUUUUGGGGUUAGGAAUGAUGAGGGAACUGCUCUUUUGGAUUUUGCGAGGGCCUUUGGGUUGGUGGUAGUGAAUUCCAGCUUUCCGAAGAAAAAAGAUCACCUGGUUACUUUUUGUAGUACGCUAGCUAAGACCCAAAUUGACUUUUUGCUGCUUAGGAAGGAGGACAGAGUUUUGUGUAAGGAUUGUAAGAUUUUCCCGAAUGAGAAUCUUGUGACCCAACAUAGACUUCUGGUGAUGGAUCUAGUUAUUAAAUGGGGCAAGAAGAGGAGGGGUGGGGAGGGUCGGCAUAGAGUUAGGUGGGGUGGCCUGACUCCGGCCAGUGCUUUGGAGAUAGGGGCAAAGUUGGAAGGGAUGGGGUGUUGGAGUGUAGGGGGAACGUGGAUAGUAUGUGGGAUAGGGCUGCGGGUUGCAUCAAGGAUACUGCUAGAGAGGUUUUGGGUGUUUCGAAGGGAUGGUCUGGUCGACAUCGGGGGGACUGGUGGUGGAGUGAAGAAGUUAAGAAAAAGGUGGAGACGAAGAAGGCGGCUACGUUAA